AUGAGUGAAGGCUGCAACUUUUGUGGUGAGACCACAACUAAGCUGUUGAGAUGUGGUCGCUGUAACUCUCGCUUCUACUGUGGUUCGUCAUGCCCGAAAGAGGAUUGGCCAGCCCACGAGAGUACUUGCAAACCUCAGAACUUCGUCCUUCGAAUUGUUCUUUGGCCUCAAGCGAUAGUCAAACCCCGUAUUACUCGGACUUUGUCGUGUCCUUCCACAUCUACAUUCUCUAAACUCCAUGAAGCCAUCCAGGUUGUUUUUGACUGGUCAAGCACACAUGCCUGGGACUUUGACCUCUUUGAUUACAGCACUACGAGGAAUCGUGUGAAUAAACGUGCUAGAGGAGAGCCUGUUCUUAAGAUUAAGGAUAUGAGUAUCUUCAAAGACCACCAUCCUGACGUGCCAACUCGAGAUAGCGCAAAAGUUACGCUUGGAAAACUUCUCGGCAGCAAGAGCCCAGAUAGAACCAUCCACUACAACUAUGAUUUUGGUGAUUGCUAG
Messenger RNA from Glarea lozoyensis ATCC 20868, 501 nucleotides. Its product is annotated as HIT/MYND zinc finger-like protein. The record is from RefSeq and is a predicted model, not a curated record. NCBI's taxonomy places the organism in Eukaryota, Fungi, Ascomycota, Leotiomycetes, Helotiales, Helotiaceae. Bases 1 to 501 code for a protein of 166 amino acids. The transcript has 2 exons.